Molecule: messenger RNA, 1178 nt
Organism: Oncorhynchus kisutch (coho salmon)
Lineage: Eukaryota; Metazoa; Chordata; Actinopteri; Salmoniformes; Salmonidae
Product: noggin-3-like
Exons: 1
Coding region: 117-785 (222 amino acids)
Biological process (GO): negative regulation of BMP signaling pathway; dorsal/ventral pattern formation; negative regulation of cell differentiation
Source: RefSeq, a predicted model, not a curated record
GGAUGUAACUCAAGCCGGUGCGCACUCCGCAAGAACCGGGCACAACUGUACGCAGCAGAGGAGCCUAGGCCUACCUGUUUAGCUGUAUCCUCUAAUACUUAUUGUGCGUAACGGACAUGGAUCAAUCACAGCAUUUUGUAGCAAUGUACUUGCUGAUGUUGUCCCUCGGAUUUAUAAUAGAAGAAGGGCUAUGCCAGCAUUAUUACCUCCUCCGUCCUAUCCCGAGUGACAGUUUGCCACUUGUGGAAUUAAAAGAGGACCCAGAUCCUGUCUUUGACCCAAAAGAGAGGGACCUCAAUGAAACCGAACUGAAAAGUGUAUUGGGGGACUUUGAUAGUCGCUUGAUGUCUAUUACACCACCACAUGAUAAAUACACUGGCAACGAUGAGCUUGACGAUUUGGACAUUCAACAGAAGCCCAGUGGAGUGAUGCCGAAUGAAAUCAAAGCAAUGGAUUUUGACGUACAGUUUGGCAAGAGGCACAAACCCAAUAAAAAACUUAAACGGAGGCUGCAGCAGUGGCUGUGGUCAUUCUCAUUCUGUCCCGUCAUUUAUACAUGGAACGACCUCGGCAGCAGAUUUUGGCCACGUUAUGUGAGAGUGGGAAACUGUCAAAGCAAAAGAUCAUGUUCGGUUCCAGAGGGGAUGGUCUGCAAACCAGCAAACUCGACCCAUUUUACGAUAUUGAGAUGGCGAUGUAUACAGAAGAAAGGGGGCCUCAAAUGUACUUGGAUACCAGUUCAAUACCCGAUGAUAACCGAAUGCAAAUGCGCCUGCUCGAACUGAAAUGACUGUUUUCAAGUAUAAAUUAUCAUGACUUUGUAAUUUUGUAUGCACUACCGAGUGUAUGAAUGUAUUUUAUGUAUAUGAGGUGCUAUUCAAUUAUAUAGGUUCUUGUAAAAAGUCAGUAUUACGUGUAACCAGAGUCUACCGUAUUUGUGGAAAGUAUUGGUUAUAUUUGUUGUAUUUAUAUUGAAGAUCAAUGGCGCAUAGGUGCCGUUUUAUAAACAUGUUGUUUUCUAUUAUGGAAAACGAAUCUAUCGACCUCAGAUUUCAUGUGGAUUAUGUUAUCUUGCAGCUGAUAUACAGCUGAAUAUCGGUAGCCUAUUCCAACGAUUUAUCAUGUAAAUUAAGAGAACUGCUAUUUAUUCUUUAUAUUCAUAUAAUAAAAUGUCACUG